Messenger RNA from Eimeria necatrix, 1833 nucleotides. RefSeq lists its product as hypothetical. The transcript is spliced from 4 exons. The coding region runs from base 1 to 1833 and encodes 610 amino acids. Lineage: Eukaryota; Apicomplexa; Conoidasida; Eucoccidiorida; Eimeriidae. The record is from RefSeq and is a predicted model, not a curated record.
AUGAGCUUGUUGGUUCGGGUGUACAGACAGCUGCGCGCAGCAGCAGCGCGGCUCUGCCGCCGGCUGCUGCUGCGCACUGCUGCUGCUGCUGCGCUGCUGCUGCUGUGCUGCUGCUGCGUCUACCUGCACCUGCAGGGGGCGGCUCCGGGGGGCGGCGCGCAGCAGCAGCCGCUGCGGCAGCAGCUGCAGCAGCUGCUGCUGCUGCUGCAGCAGCGGCUGCGCCGCAACGCAGCAGCAGUAGUCCUCAGCAUCUGCAGCAGCUUGCAGGCCCUCAGGGGCCCCCUGCUGCUGCUGCUGUCCAUCUGGGGGGCCCUUCUUGUGGACUUUUGCUGCUUGCUGCUGCUGUGGUGGCAGCUGCUGCAGCCUGUUGCUGCUCCUGCUGCAGCUCGCGCGGCGCAGCUGUUCCUGCAGCUGCAGCCGCAGCAGCAGCUGCUGCUGGCAGCAGCAGCAGCAGCAGCACCUCUUGCCUACUUCCUCCGCCUCAGCCAGCGGCUGCUGCGGCUUCGUGCUGCAGCAGCAGCAGCAUAUAAUUCCUUCACAGCUUAUAUGGUGGCGGGGGCCCCCCUGGCCCUCGCGCUGCUGCUGCACUGCUGCUGCUGCUUGCUGCUCGGCAGCAGCAGCCUCUGCUGCUGCCUCCAGGCCCUUUGGCUGCCGCUGCCGCUGCUGGGCACUGCAGCAUUUGCUGCUGCUAACUUCGACGUAUUCAGGGGCCUCCUCGCCCCCCCUGCUGCUGCUGCUGCUGCUGCUGCUGCUGCUGCGGGCCCAGCUGCUGCGGCCAUUCAGGACGCACCCGCAGCAGCAGCAGCAGCAGCAGCAGCAGCAGCAGCGAGGACGGAGAAGAGACUCCGGGCCCUUCGCUCCCUUACCUUCUGGCUGACGCUGUGGCUCCUUCAGGGCGUCAGCAGCAUGGGGAGCGACUUGCUGCUGCUGCUGCCGCUGCCGGGGAAGGCAAGAGCAGCAGCAGCAGCAGCACCGCUGCACUUCUUUUUGUCCUUUUUGCUGCUGUCGCUGCUGACGGGGGGCAGCAGCAGUUUGCUGCUGUUUGUGUACAGCCAGAAGGCAGUAAGAGCAGCAGCAGCAGCAGCAAACGCAUGCAGUCGCCGCUGCCUGGGGCUGGAGCUGCUGCUGCAGCAGCAGCAGAAGCAGCAGCAGAAGCAAAAGCAGCACUUGCUGCUCCUCGCAGAGCAGCAGCAGCAGCAGCUCGCCGCAGCCGCAGCGCCACCCGCAGCAGCAGCAGCAGCAGCAGCAGCAAGAAGCAGCAGCAAACCAGUUGCUUCCACGCUGCAGCUGGCCAGGGCCUUUCGCCUAGAUGAGGGAGAAGUGCUGCUGCUGCACUGCCUCUCUGACUAUUCCCCUUUGGAGGAGACGCAGCAGCAGCAGCAGCAAGCAGCAGCAGCAAGCAGCAAGUCGCUGCUGCACAGGCUCAGCUCUGCAGCAGCAGCGGCCCUGCGGGUGGCCCCGGCGCCCAGCAGCAGCAGCAGCAGCAGCAGCAGCAGCAGCAGCAGCUCGCUGGGGGCCGUGCUGCUGCCCGUGGGGGGCUGGCGUUUGCUGCUGCAGCAGCUGCUGCAGCAGCUGGGGCUGGUUGUGUCUCCCUUCGUGCUGCACCUGACAACAGCAGCGCAGGUCCUCUCCACUGUUGCCAAGCUCGACCCCCCAGACCCCACACUGCAGCAGCAGCAGCAGCAGCAGCAGCAGCAGCAGAGCUGCCAGUCGUCUACGAAAACUCAGCAGCAGCAGCAGCAGCAGCAGCAGCAGCAGCAGCAGCAGCAGCAGCAGCAGCGACGCAGCAAAAGUGACCUGCUGCUGCUGCAGCGCUGCAGCAGCAGCAGCUAA